Molecule: messenger RNA, 1011 nt
Organism: Rotaria sordida
Lineage: Eukaryota; Metazoa; Rotifera; Eurotatoria; Philodinida; Philodinidae
Source: the annotation of a GenBank genome assembly
AUGUUCAAUUUAUUUAUUGUAAUUAUUCUUUGUCAGGGAAUAUCAACAAAUGCUUUGACUAGAAUUAAAUCUCAUACGUAUCCACCUUCAUGUCGAUGUGAGAAGGGUGAACGUGGAGAAAAAGGCGAUCCGGGUAUUUGUCCAGAAAAUUGUAUUUCGAGAGAAACUACAUAUCCAAAUGAUUGUCUUGGCUCUCACAUACAAUUACAACAUCUUGCUCAAUCAAUUCGGCAAUUAAUUAUUGAUACAAAACAAACAGCCAAUCGAAAUGCUCGACUAACUUCUUGUACAUGUCCUGCACUACCAUCAACAACAACACCAAUCACACUAUCAACAAGAUUAAAUCCACUUGAUAUUGACUACAAUAUGUAUAUGCAAUUGAAAGGAGACAAAGGUGAUAAAGGUGAUGUUGGUACAUCUUGUAUAUCAAAUUGUCAACAAUCAAAACAAUUAAAUAUACGAGUAUUUCCAACAUUAAAAGCAGCAAUGGAUGCAUAUUAUGAUUAUCCGGAUCAUACAUAUGUUCAUAUUGUUAAUGAACGUGGUCGUUUACAAAGUGUGUUUAUUCGAGUUCAUCAAAGAUUAGUACCAUUAGGAUUAGAGAUCGAACAUGCAAUUCCUUUACAAUAUCCAAUAUUACCAACAACAGUAUCUAUUCCGAAACCGAAAUGCACAAUUACACUUCCAUGUACAAGACUUCAUAUAUUUGCAUUGGGUCCUCAAAUCCGAAGAAUGUGUAAUCCAAAUAAUCCAACUAAAUUUUGUUCGAAAUUAUCCGAUUAUGAUAAUUUAUGUGAACGUAUUUCUGAACGUCAUCAUUUAACAGGUUUUUAUCGAGCAUUUAUGUCAUCAAGUACACAAUGGUUAGCUAAUUUAUUUGAUGGUGUUUGUAUGAAUGCAAAGAUUACUAAUAUGAAUGAACAAAUUUUAUUUGAUACAUUUGAAGAAAUUUUUGAACGAAAACCACCAAAAAAUGAAAUUUUGGAUGUACAAGGAUUUAAACCACAGUGA